Molecule: messenger RNA, 489 nt
Organism: Lachancea mirantina
Lineage: Eukaryota; Fungi; Ascomycota; Saccharomycetes; Saccharomycetales; Saccharomycetaceae
Source: the annotation of a GenBank genome assembly
AUGGUGGGUUUCUUGGCACAGCUAAGAUUCGGUGUACGAUUUCCAAGUGGAUUGAACCAAUGCCUCACAGAAUCCGUCAUUUCUUCUCUCACAACUAGAAGUUUUUCUACUUCGGUGUCUCUUGCCCAAAACAUUGACACUACACCACUCAAACUGUCCAACGAACUGUUCGCCACUUUUCGUAUCCAUAACCGUCCCUACUUGGUGACUAAGGGCGACAAAGUUUACUUGCCGUUCAGAAUGAAACAGGCCGAAGUUGGUGAUGUUUUGAACCUUAACGACGUAACGACUAUUGCAUCCAGAAACUACCAAGUAGUAGGUUAUCCUAUAGAUCCAUCGCUGUAUACCGUCAAAGCCACGGUUAUCGAGAAAACCAAAAGGCCCAUGAAGGUUAGAGAAGUGACCAAAAGAAGAAACAGAAAAGUUCGUCAUGCUGAGACAAAAGCAGAUCUUACUGUACUUCGAAUUUCUGAAUUGAGCGUGAAAUAA